This is a messenger RNA of Vigna unguiculata (cowpea), 2035 nucleotides long. Its product is annotated as replication protein A 70 kDa DNA-binding subunit A-like. Lineage: Eukaryota; Viridiplantae; Streptophyta; Magnoliopsida; Fabales; Fabaceae. The record is from RefSeq and is a predicted model, not a curated record.
AUGCAGUCUGCAACUUUGCUCGUCCCUUCGGGGACAUCCGAUAAAAUUGGAACGAUACAGAGAAGAUUAGCAUGGCCCCUGCGCAAGGAUGACACGCACAAAUCGAGAAAUGGUCCAAAUUUUUUUUUCUUUCUUCCGAGUUCCUUUUAUGAAGUUUCAGUUCAGAUGGCAAGGAAAUUUGAUAUGAUCAAGGAUAUUGAUGGAAAAAGGGAGACUUUGAAACUUGCUGUCCGAAUUGUGGAUCUGUGGUUUGUUGAGUCAUGGGAUUCAAAACGAAAUAUGGAGAUGAUUCUGACAGAUCAAAAGGGUGAUGUUAUCCCUGCUAUGAUUAAGAAGGAAGACAUUGCUACGUGGGAAGACAAGGUAAAGGAAAGAGAAAGUUAUAUAAUGCAUAACUUCAAAAUUCUCAACAACAGAGCUCAAUAUAGAGUUUGCGACCACCCUUAUAAGCUAUUGUUUAUUGGAGCAACAUCUGUACGACGACAACCAAUUGCCAGUAUUCCUGCAAAAGUUUGGAAGUUCAAGAGUAUAAAGGAUAUCAUUGAUGGAAACUAUUCUGCAGAUUUGUUGGUUGAUGUCAUUGGUGUGGUGGAUAAUGUGGAGGAGAAACCAAGUUCCAAAAAUGUUGUGUUUGACCUAAAGGACUUGAGUGGUGCGUCAAUCUGUUGUACUCUUUGGGAUUCAUAUUGUUUGCGUUUGGUUAGUUAUUGGAGGGAAAGUCGUGACACAGCUUAUCCAGCUAUUAUUCUUACUCAGGCAAAGAUAAAGGCUGCCUCAGGUCCAUGGCCGGUGUCAUUGUCUAAUUGUUGGAAUGGAUCGAAGUUGUUUAUGGGAGAUGAUAUAUCAGAACUGAUUGAAUUUAGGAAGGAAUUUUCAAAAACUACUGCUCAUGAAAUUUUCGAGGAGGGAAGCCAAUAUAGUGGAUCUUCCCAGAUUAGUCAUGUUGAUAGGUUUAUGUAUAAAACUGUUGUUAAGAGUGUUUCACAGAUCCUGACUGUGAUAGAGGAGAUUUCAUGUGUUACUGUUGCACAUACACUUAAAUUUAAUUUAGGAAAUCAUGGAUGGAGUUACUUGGUUUGUAACUUAUGCGCAAAAAGAACAUAUGAAGUUGGUUCUUUUAAGUGUUUGAAUUGUGAUGGUUAUAAUGAGUAUCCAAAAAUGAGGUACAAGCUUGAAAUUCAAGUGACUGAUGGAAAAAAGGUUGCUAACUUCAUGCUUUGGGACCAAGACUGCAUCAAUUUAAUUAGUCUUUCUGCUGGUGACUUGCGAAAGAAAAUGAUCAAGGAUGGUGAGGAGGAUCCUAAGUGUUUUCCACAGGAUCUAGACGUUCUUUUGGGUUGUACUUUGGCUUUCAAGGUCAAGCCACAAGGAAAUAACCGACCUGCUUCAGUAAUGAGAGUUUCAACUGAUCGUGAAAUCAUAGGACACAUUAGUAGUCUUCUUGGACAAACUGAGGUAAUGGAAAUUGUUGAAGCUAAGGAAAACUGUUCUGAUCAAUCAGAGCUUCGUAAGGGCAAGUCCAUAGCAAUUGAGGUUGGGAAACGUAGGAGUGCCAGUGAAUCUGAUGUCCAUACUCAUACUGGGAGUUCUUUAGCAUUGGAACUUGCUGAAUGUGGUGAUAAUGCAGCAUGCGACUUAUCUGCUGAUACUGAUAGUUCAUUAAUGUGCCUUUCUAGGACUGCUGAUCUUGAUCCGGAUGUUGUUUUAUGUGUGACGCCCAGAAAAAAUCUUUCCACUACCAGUGACAAUGAAGACAUGCAGUAUAUUCCAGAAAAUUUCAUGGAUUUUGAUCUUUUGGAGGACCUCCCAUUAGCCCAAUUGUCAGCUACGAAGACAAUGAAGAUUAUCAAGAAGGAGAAAUGAUAUUUAAUUUAUGAAAGUUAUGGAAAUUAUUGUAAUUAAUGUUGCUUAAGACUGUAUGUUAGUUUCCUUAGAAAUGUUUUGGCUCCUUCAAGGGAUGCAUUCGUCUUUCCUGUUUUGAUAAAUUGUACUGGGGAAACCUUCUUUGGUAUUUUAAGGAGUUUUGGUUGUGCUU